AGGGAACAGCCGAGACAUCAACACGACGCUGCGACUGCAAGCCACAAGGGCUCCCCGCCAGACAAAUCCGAUCCCGGAGCCUGAGACUGGCUGCCCAUUUACCACCGCCCCUGCCAUUCACAUGCGCUAUAUUGCGGCGGCGGGCUUCGUGGAUACCUAUCUACAUGUAUCCAACAGACGUGGGAGACAGCUAAAGUGAGGGAAUUCGCCCUCUACGACGUCAAAAGCAUACUCCUCCUACCCUCUCAAUGAUGGGUAAUUUAUCCAUGAAAUAAACUUAUGCCGCCUGACGCGAGGGGCCUAUCUGCCUGACCACAUCGAACACCGGGGAUUCCUGUCAUUCUGAGGUGGACACAUAGUAGUAUUCUUGCGAUGUCCAACACGUACCAGGACGCAGUUGAACUACUUCGUUCUCGUUCCAGGCCAUGGCUCAGGAAGCAGAAUCCUGGGCGCUCGCGAAGGAGUCGACCGAACAAUAUGGGCAUGCGAGAGUGGCUCUUAGAGCUGGGUCAUGAGACCAGCAGCUUCAACAUCAUACACAUAACCGGCACGAAGGGCAAAGGUAGCACAGCUGCCUUUACGGACUCGCUCAUACGCGCGCAUUUCCAUCGUCUUUCACGUCCUGUCAAGGUUGGCCUGUACACGUCGCCACACCUGAUCACUGAGCGGGAAAGGAUCAGAAUCAACUUUGAGCCCCUCUCAGAACAGGUUUUCGCAGGCUACUUCUUCGACGUGUGGAACACAUUGCACAAGAAGGCUGCCAAUGAUGAGUUCAUGCCCGGAUAUUUACAGCUCUUAGCUUUGACUUCUAUGCAUGCGUUCAAAAAAGAGGCCGUCGACGUGGUAAUCUACGAGGUCCACGCCGGCGGACGGAAAGACGCAACAAACAUUUUCGAGCGGCCCGUAGCAUGUGGGUUCACGACAAUAGGGCUAGACCAUGCUGACCUCCUCGGGGAUACCAUUCGAAGCAUAACGUGGCACAAGAGCGGCAUUAUGAAGCCCGGACAGCGGGCGUAUUCUGUCAUCCAACAAGAAACCGUGGCGAGGGAAGUCCUCGAGGAGGAGGCUGCCAAACUGGACUGCCCGCUCCAGUUUGUGGAUACAUUCGCAUACCUACCUGAGCAUCCCAGAUUGCGUCUGCCCGCCCAGAAACAGAAUGCGUCGCUGGGUAUUCGCCUAGCCAACGCCUAUCUUGACACAUACAACGAGAAGUUGAGUGCAGAUGAUAUCAGGAUCGGCACAAGUCAGUGUGACUGGCCUGGACGGUUCCAAAGAAUACAAAGAGGCACUCAUCACUGGGCUCUGGAUGUGGCGCACAACUCUCUCAGCCUUCCCGUCGCAUUGGAAUGGUUUAAAUCCGAAGUCCGGUCAUGCCACACCCGCCCGGAGCCACGGACAGCACUCAUUUUCGGUCACGAAUCUGCCCGUGACACUUUCGCGCUCAUCGUUACCAUCGCCCGAUUUUGCGAGCAGCACGACUUUCGGUUUGAUCUAGUCAUUCUCUCGCCGUAUAAGCGUUAUGGUCUCGAGGUGUACGACCCUGUGGCUGAGGGACAUGCGGGAACUUGGCAGACCAUGCAGCCGUUGACAGAAAUACGGUGUGCUUCUUCUCUCGCGGAGGCGACAGGGAUGGUCACAGAGCGAUGGGGCCGGGACGCACUCUGGACUCUCAUAACAGGGUCGACAUACCUUGUCGGUGAAGCCCUGGAAUGGUUGUCGCAGAUCCGAAUGGAGUCAUUGGACAUAUGACUGGAC
This is a messenger RNA of Chaetomium fimeti, 1755 nucleotides long. Its product is annotated as putative tetrahydrofolylpolyglutamate synthase. Gene Ontology annotation, biological process: tetrahydrofolylpolyglutamate biosynthetic process. The coding region runs from base 373 to 1749 and encodes 458 amino acids. Gene Ontology annotation, molecular function: ATP binding; tetrahydrofolylpolyglutamate synthase activity. Lineage: Eukaryota; Fungi; Ascomycota; Sordariomycetes; Sordariales; Chaetomiaceae. The transcript is spliced from 4 exons. Gene Ontology annotation, cellular component: cytoplasm; mitochondrion; cytosol. The record is from RefSeq and is a predicted model, not a curated record.